UGCUUUACAAAUCUGUGGUCCCAAGUUCCCGAGCUGCCCAGUGGGGCAGGGCCGUGCUUCGCCCAUUGCCCAUCAGUCGGUGCCAAGAAGCGGCUGUUGGGGCGCCGGGCCGGCCUCGCGGGGCGCCAGACUGCGCUUUUGCUGGCUAACAGCCCUGCCCUGAAGCCUGGAGAGGCGCUGGGCUGUCAUGCCUGGGGGCGCUGGGCUUCUGCAACCUGGACAGCUUCUCCAGGCGGUGGUUGGAAACGGGUCAAAGAAGGGGCUGCGGUGCGUCCCGUUUAACCCUGGAGACCUGGCGAGAUUCUGCCAAGUUCGGCUUUAGAGUGUGGUGAAGGCUACUUUUCAUGGUGCAUGGAAGGAAAGCCAAUGCGCAGAAAGGAUUUCUAAAUGAAGAUGAACUUUGGAGUGUGGAGCGAGAUGGCAGAAUGAGCAGCUGUAUGCUCCCAUACCCCUACAAAAACACCAAAACCAACUUGGUCAAACCAUCCAGUCAAAGAGUUACAGCAAGUGUACCAACAUUCGACCAGGAGAGACUGGAAUGGAUGUAACAAGCCGCUGCACCCUUGGAGACCCCAACAAACUGCCAGAAGGGGUUCCCCAACCUGCCCGCAUGCCCUACAUCUCAGACAAGCACCCUCGACAAACCUUGGAAGUGAUUAACCUUCUGAGAAAGCACCGGGAGCUAUGUGAUGUGGUGCUAGUUGUGGGCGCUAAGAAGAUAUAUGCCCAUCGAGUCAUUUUGUCAGCCUGUAGUCCCUACUUUAGAGCUAUGUUUACGGGAGAAUUGGCAGAGAGCCGUCAGACGGAAGUGGUGAUCCGAGACAUAGAUGAGAGGGCUAUGGAACUACUGAUUGACUUUGCAUAUACCUCCCAGAUAACAGUUGAAGAGGGCAAUGUUCAAACCCUUCUGCCAGCUGCUUGCCUCCUCCAGCUGGCAGAAAUACAGGAAGCCUGCUGUGAAUUCUUGAAGAGACAAUUAGAUCCUUCUAACUGCCUGGGCAUUCGAGCUUUUGCUGACACACAUUCAUGUCGUGAGUUACUAAGGAUAGCAGACAAAUUCACUCAACAUAACUUUCAGGAGGUGAUGGAAAGUGAAGAAUUCAUGUUGCUUCCAGCCAAUCAGCUCAUUGAUAUAAUAUCUAGUGAUGAGCUAAACGUUCGCAGUGAAGAGCAGGUGUUCAAUGCAGUGAUGGCCUGGGUCAAAUACAGUAUUCAAGAAAGACGGCCUCAGCUACCCCAGGUGCUGCAACAUGUUCGUCUUCCUUUGCUUAGUCCCAAGUUCCUGGUGGGCACAGUAGGCUCCGAUCCCCUCAUCAAAAGUGAUGAAGAAUGCAGAGACCUGGUAGACGAGGCUAAAAACUACCUCCUAUUGCCUCAAGAACGACCACUAAUGCAGGGACCAAGGACAAGACCACGGAAACCUAUCCGAUGUGGAGAAGUGCUCUUUGCAGUUGGUGGUUGGUGCAGUGGGGAUGCCAUUUCCAGUGUUGAACGGUAUGAUCCACAGACUAAUGAAUGGCGAAUGGUAGCUUCAAUGAGCAAAAGGCGAUGUGGAGUUGGAGUCAGUGUUCUUGAUGACUUGUUAUAUGCAGUGGGAGGCCAUGAUGGAUCCUCUUAUCUUAAUAGUGUUGAAAGAUAUGACCCCAAAACAAACCAGUGGAGCAGUGAUGUGGCCCCGACAAGCACCUGCAGGACAAGUGUUGGUGUGGCAGUGCUGGGAGGCUUUCUCUAUGCUGUGGGUGGCCAGGAUGGUGUGUCUUGCCUCAACAUUGUUGAGAGGUAUGAUCCAAAGGAGAACAAGUGGACUCGAGUGGCUUCUAUGAGUACCAGAAGACUAGGCGUGGCCGUGGCUGUGUUAGGAGGAUUUUUAUAUGCUGUAGGUGGCUCUGAUGGUACUUCUCCACUCAAUACAGUGGAGCGCUACAAUCCUCAGGAAAACAGAUGGCACACCAUAGCGCCUAUGGGGACCCGGAGGAAACACCUAGGCUGUGCAGUGUAUCAGGACAUGAUCUAUGCUGUAGGAGGUAGAGAUGACACUACAGAGCUUAGCAGCGCCGAGAGAUAUAACCCCAGAACCAACCAGUGGUCUCCAGUGGUGGCUAUGACAUCCCGCCGUAGUGGAGUUGGCCUGGCAGUGGUGAAUGGACAGCUCAUGGCAGUAGGAGGGUUUGAUGGCACAACGUAUUUGAAGACCAUUGAAGUUUUUGAUCCUGAUGCCAAUACAUGGAGGUUAUAUGGCGGGAUGAAUUAUCGUCGACUAGGGGGUGGCGUAGGAGUUAUUAAAAUGACACAUUGUGAGUCCCACAUAUGGUAAACAUCUCGAAGACGGUCACUUAGACAUAUGCUUCUCUGUAUCCUGGAGAGCUUUGACUUUGGAGCUUUGUACAACUCAAGAAAACAUUACAACAGAUUUUAUUCUUUGCUGGUGCCUCAACAUACGGAAAUAUAAUUCCAAUGAAAAUACUUCACCUGCAAGAUGCCACCUUUGCACAAUAAUUUUCAACCCUGUGCAGAAUAUUUAUUUUUGGUUUUAAUUUAUCAUGAACUUUUUUUGUACUUAUCCUUCAUCCUACCAAAAAAGAAAGAAAAGACAAAAAUCCCAAGCAACAUAACUUUAUUUUUAAGGUAUUGAUUACAUUUGAAACUACUAAUAAGAGGAGAAGGGCUAUGUAUGAUCUGGGCUGUUAUUUCUAAACACUCCAUCCACAUGACUCCACUACUUACAAAGGAUGACCUGUGACAAAGAUAGAUAUGCAAAAUGUGUUAGCUAGCCAUCAUUCUUGCACUUAAAGCACUAAAAGACUUGGAAACCUUUAUUAAAAAAAAAAAAAAGGAAACAUCUCAUUUUAAAAA
Molecule: messenger RNA, 2853 nt
Organism: Loxodonta africana (African savanna elephant)
Lineage: Eukaryota; Metazoa; Chordata; Mammalia; Proboscidea; Elephantidae
Gene: KLHL20
Product: kelch like family member 20
Exons: 13
Coding region: 539-2314 (591 amino acids)
Molecular function (GO): protein binding
Source: RefSeq, a predicted model, not a curated record